CUUCUCGAGGGCAAAGGGGCGCAUGCCGAUCUCUUCAUUCUUUCGUAGAUGUUCAUAGAGUGGUGACGUGUGCAGCAAGGCAGGUCGUUGAGGUAGACAAGGUGGCCAAACAAUUCACCUGCUUCACUCCUUCGAUUACGGAUUCCUAUUGCAAGAAAAAAAUCGAAUUGAAGUUUUACAUGGCUCGUCUUUUGUGGCCAGAAUCCUAAACUGAGCGUCAGUCUCUUGCCAUCUUAAGCUGCUGUAAGGAGUUACGGAGGAUUUCUGCUUGGAAAAUUGCACAGCGGAUAAUUUUGUUGCUGAUGCAAAUUGCUGCGGUCUUGCAUGAGCAUUAGGCUUACAUGUCAGGUGAUGCUGAUGGAAACGAUGGACACUGUAGGCUGUGAUUGGCUACUCAACGACUUGGGACCUCCCCCAGAUGCCAUUUUGCGAAUCCCUCCACCUCCUCUUCCGCAUUUCAUCGACAGAGCUUAUCUUCACGAGAUGGCUUUAGCCGCGGCCGGUGAUAUCAACAGAGAGAAUGAUACGGUAUUAGCAGCUCCGUGUCAUUGGUGUCAUUGGGCUCGACGGUUUGACCUGGUCGGCUCAGUUAGCGUAACAUCGGGCACAGAAAUGGCCCUUGAAGAUACAUGGUUUUUCGUCAUUUUAGCAUCGUGUUUGAUGCUUACGCUUGGGGCGCUGCUUUCGGCUUUAAUCUACUUGAGACUAAAUGGGAAAAUGUUGAAAGGUGCUUGGGAUUUUGGAAGUUUUUUGACGGAGAACGGCUCCAUUCUGAUUGGCGGCAACGAUAAUGGUGUAUCCCAUAUCGGAAGCGAGCGUCACCACAACACUGGAGCGAUGAUGCCAGUAAGAACAGUCGCCGACCACCAGACAGAUAAUAGCAAACUGGAUUGCCAGGCAAUCAGCUCCUCUGGCGAUAGGGAAGAAGACUUCCGCCGCAACUGCAGCAGAGGUUCAGUUGCGCCUGCUGUUCAGCGACCCGUCACAACACCUUCGUCCUUUCCACCUUUGACACGCGCUUUGUGGGCUGCAGUCAAAACCUGCGAGGGCAAUCAUUACAUUAUAACGCACGCGCAACCUUUUGACCAGAAGCAGCAACGUUCAUCGCUCCCCCUGACGGCUGGUCGUGAUCUAGAACAACCAGACGAAGAUUCCGCUGGUUAUACCACUCUUCACCUCGGCGCCAGCACAUCUUCAAUGGCUGUUUCUAAUGCUGAAAACCAAAUGUAUUACUGUUGCACCGACUUGAUGAUGAUGCAGCAAACGCCUGCAUUCAACGGAAUGCAGCAGGUUACCUCCCUAGACGAUUCUGCCAACGAACUUGGCUGCGAGAGCGCCCAGAAUCCGCUCUAUGUUAAUAUGUCUCCAUUGCAUCCUUUAUCUAGCCCCAAAAUGAAUUAUCCCCUUAUCAACCCUAUUUAUCCAUCUCCGUGUCGAUUGCAACAGAUGUCAACUCAUGUGAGUAAACCAUCAGCCGAGGAGAACACCAUCAGAAAUAACCACUUGACACAUCAAGCGUACGAUGCUUCAAAUUGUUCCGUCAAUGUCACAAGCCAAUGUUCUCAGUCGUAGGUGUGGUUCUGUGUUACAUUAACGCGUAUCCACAAAGCGUGGUAUGUUUGUUGUGUACGUUUCUCAUAUCGUUGCGUGGUCCUGUACAUACACCUGUUUUGCAGACAAACCUAUACCCAGCAGAAAUACCAUUGUGGUACACAUAUUUUCAAAUAACGGACUUUCUUUAACAUGUAAAAUAUAUUUAUUUAUUGGUCGCACAUGUAUAAUAACCUAGCCUUCUACCUGAAUGAGAUGCCCAUGCAGAGCCGAUAAAGGCGGCGUUUUAGUCUUCGUUGUACAAUAAUGAAAGGGCUGAUGGCAUAUUUACGUAUGUUAUUAAAUUAUUGUAUUUGAAUGUGAGCUGUACAAUGGAUACUUUGAUGUUUCCCUCGUUUUUUUGAAUAUUACUAUUAUUUUUCCAUUGAUAAAUUUUCUUUUCAGGACCUCAAUUUACAAAUUAGUGUUAGCCAAUUGAAUACUAUGAAUAUAUAAUGCUAGAACACUUUCAAAUAGUGUAUCAGAUACAUAGAUAGAUAGUGUUAGACUAGAUUUAACUCAUAUGGGAUGUAGUCAUUACUAUUGUUAAGUUUCAAAGUUCGUUCUAUCUGCCCUCACUAUUUUUAUAAGGAAGCUCUUGUUUUGGGAUCCGACGUAGUUCUCUACCGCUGUACUACACACAAGAAAUUUGUCGAAAAAAAAAACGCAAAAACAUUGAAUAAAAUACACUUUUAAAUUUUA
Messenger RNA from Daphnia magna, 2292 nucleotides. RefSeq lists its product as uncharacterized. Lineage: Eukaryota; Metazoa; Arthropoda; Branchiopoda; Diplostraca; Daphniidae. The transcript is spliced from 5 exons. The coding region runs from base 325 to 1572 and encodes 415 amino acids. The record is from RefSeq and is a predicted model, not a curated record.